CUUUGACCCGUCAACAAAUUUUGAUUAAACAAUAAAAUAAAAAAAGUUUGUGUAAACAAUUAAUAGAAAUACGAAAUUUGAGCAACAUAAGCAAUCAUAUUGGUCAAAAAUUUAUUUUAAAGCUUUUAAACGUAGCACGUGAACGGCAACAAUAGCUGCAUGGCAAUGGAAUUUUUGUUCGGUUCACGUUCCAGCAAAACCUUUAAGCCGAAGAAGAAUAUUCCGGAGGGAACGCAUCAAUAUGAUCUCAUGAAACAUGCAGCUGCAACACUUGGCUCGGGAAAUUUACGCAAUGCUGUUGCAUUACCCGAUGGAGAGGAUCUCAACGAAUGGGUUGCCGUCAACACCGUUGAUUUUUUUAAUCAAAUAAACAUGCUGUAUGGAACUAUUACGGAGUUUUGCACGGAGGAAAGCUGUGGCAUUAUGUCGGCGGGUCCGAAAUACGAAUACCAUUGGGCGGAUGGCUUAACGGUUAAGAAGCCAAUUAAAUGCAGUGCACCCAAGUAUAUUGAUUAUCUAAUGACUUGGGUGCAGGAUCAGUUGGAUGAUGAAACAUUAUUCCCAUCCAAAAUCGGUGUGCCAUUUCCAAAGAAUUUUCUAGCCUCCGCAAAGACAAUAUUGAAACGUCUGUUUCGUGUUUAUGCGCACAUUUAUCAUCAGCAUUUCUCAGAGGUGGUAACCCUGGGCGAGGAGGCACAUUUAAAUACGUCCUUUAAACAUUUUAUAUUCUUUGUGCAAGAGUUCAACUUAAUUGAACGACGCGAAUUGGCGCCACUCCAAGAACUUAUCGAUAAGUUGACGGCAAAGGAUGAACGUCAGAUAUAGGAAUUAAAGGAAAGAAUGCAGAUGCGGAUGCGAAUGUGGAUGUGGAAGCAGAUACGAGUGGAAACGGCUUGCAAUUGUUGUUGGACGUCUUCAUGUGAUGUCCUGAUUUCAAUUGCAUUUUGGCGCUGUGUAUUACGCUUUAGUUAGUUACCGCCUUUACUUUCUAUCGUUUAUAGCUUUUAUCGUUUGAUCCAUGUUGUAUUUAUCAACAAGGUGAUAUUGUUCCGAAAACUGUUCUCAGCCUGCUCCAAGUUGUGUUUAUGUAAGCUGACGUUUUUCAACACUGAGAGUGCAGACUGAGAACAGUUUGUGGAAAUAUAUAAAAAAAAAACUCAGGCUGAGAACAAUUUGUAGGAAUACAUCAAACUAACGUGUUCUCAGUCUGGUCUCUUAGUGAAAGCUGACGUAGUCCAAUUUACAGAGUUUUAUAAAUAUCUUAAGUUCUGCUCUCAGUUCUCUUCUCAGAUUCGUUCUCACAGUUUCUGGGAAUACGUCACCUUAUAUAAAUACAUUUUAUCUUAGUGACUAUCUCUCAUAGCGUCAAAAUAAGAACACAGACUGAGAACACUUUGUAGGAACACAUCAGCUUGUUGAUAAUACGCCUUGGUGUGUUCAAUGUCCCUCUUAAAAUUAUACGAUAGCGUGUUGUUUUUUCUAAUGAAUACUACGAAACCGAAAA
Molecule: messenger RNA, 1504 nt
Organism: Drosophila innubila
Lineage: Eukaryota; Metazoa; Arthropoda; Insecta; Diptera; Drosophilidae
Gene: mats
Product: MOB kinase activator-like 1
Exons: 3
Coding region: 160-825 (221 amino acids)
Biological process (GO): hippo signaling; positive regulation of protein phosphorylation
Cellular component (GO): cytoplasm; nucleus
Molecular function (GO): protein kinase activator activity
Source: RefSeq, a predicted model, not a curated record